Molecule: messenger RNA, 414 nt
Organism: Teleopsis dalmanni
Lineage: Eukaryota; Metazoa; Arthropoda; Insecta; Diptera; Diopsidae
Product: gram-negative bacteria-binding protein 3-like
Exons: 1
Coding region: 8-388 (126 amino acids)
Molecular function (GO): carbohydrate binding
Source: RefSeq, a predicted model, not a curated record
UUUAGAGAUGAACUUCAAACAAAAAUCAUUUAGUGCUUCACUAAUUACUUGUCUAAUAAUAAGUAGUUGUUUGGCAGUCGAGUAUAAGGUGCCAAAGGCUACAAUUAAAGUUUUUCAUCCGAAAGGAUUUGAAGUAUCAAUACCACAUGACAGAGGUGUUACACUCUUCGCAUUCCAUGGAAAAUUAAAUGAAGAAAUGGAUGGUUUAGAGGCAGGCACAUGGUCUGUAGACAUACGCAAAAAACAAAAUGGAUAUUGGACCUAUAAAAAUACCGAUGCUGAACUAAAAAUAGGUGAUACACUAUAUUAUUGGACAUUUGUAAUACGCAAUGAGUUAGGCUAUCGUGAGGAUAAUGGAGAGUUUAAAGUUGAAGCCUACGAUAAUUAAUAUUUUAUAGUGAUUUAUGUUAAAAU